UGCAGGGCGCGCUCUCCCGGAGUGGUGAGCGCGGCCAACUUUAGGGGGCUCACUGUCCAGAAUCAGGGGUGGUGCACGCAGCCCUUUGCGACCCCGCUUGUGGCCCUGGGCUGCUCCUCCCCCUCCGGCGCUGGGACUUUUACUUUCGUUUUCACUGGAGCAGUCCCAGACCCUCGCUGAAGAGGGACGGAGGCUGCCGCCAGCUCGGGCCGCCCAGCCGCCGUAGGAAAGAUGGCAGACGAUCAGGGCAGUGUUGGGGAGCGGGGAGCUGGGGAUUCGGCAAGUAAAGAUACAACUGAUGCCAAGCCAGAACGGUUCUCAUUUGUCCCAUCAAUCUUAAGUAAGAAGAAAAAUGGCUCAACACAAUCAGCCAAGACCACCCGAGACCGAGUGCCCAGUUAUCAGUAUGACAUGAACUUUGAGAAGGUGGGCAAGUGCAUCAUAAUCAACAACAAGAACUUUGAUCAAGGGACAGGUAUGGGCGUCCGAAAUGGAACAGACAAAGAUGCAGAGGCCCUUGUGAAGUGCUUCCGCAACCUGGGUUUUGAGGUGGUCGUCUAUAAUGACUGCUCUUGUGCCAAGAUGCAAGACCUGCUUAAAAAGGCUUCUGAAGAAGACCAUACAAACUCAGCCUGCUUUGCCUGCAUCUUAUUAAGCCAUGGAGAAGAAAAUGUCAUUUAUGGGAAAGAUGGAAUGACACCAAUAAAGGAUUUGACAGCCUAUUUUAGGGGGGACAGAUGCAAAACCCUUUUAGAGAAACCCAAACUCUUCUUUAUUCAGGCUUGCCGAGGGACAGAGCUCGAUGAUGGGAUCGAGGUUGAUUCGGGGCCCAUCAGUGAAAGAGACGCUCAUCCCCGACAUAAAAUCCCAGUUGAAGCCGACUUUCUCUUCGCUUAUUCCACAGUUCCAGGCUAUUACUCAUGGAGGAGCCCAGGAAGAGGCUCUUGGUUUGUGCAGGCCCUCUGUGCCGUCCUGGAUGAGCACGGGAAAGAUCUAGAGAUCAUGCAGAUCCUCACCAGGGUGAACAACCUGGUGGCCAGCCACUUUGAAUCUCAGUCCGAUGACCCUCUCUUCAACAAGAAGAAGCAGAUCCCAUGUGUGGUCUCCAUGCUCACCAAAGAACUCUACUUCUGUCAGUAACCAUCCCAGGGGUGCAUUCAAGCUGAGAAGCUAUGCAUCAUUCACUGAUAAAUCAGAUUUUUUUUGUUGUUUUUUUUUACGCUCUUGAAAUAUCCGGGAAUUCUAUAGGAUUUUGAUUUCAGGGAAAUGUAUUGAUUCAACAGGGAAGAAACUUUCUGGUGCUGUCUUAUGUUCUCUGAAUUUUCAGAGACCUUUUUUACCUUGUUAUUCAUGACUUUGUAAUUUCCUCUUAAGAUUAAUUUUGUUUGUAUUUUUUUCACCUAGUUAUCACACUUAGUACAUGCAACAAAAAUGACCUCUGCAGAAGACCCUUGUCUGUGUCUACUGUAAUCAAUGGUGACGUUGGUAGAGUCAGAGUCAUAUUUGCACUUGGCAAAGAGAAUCCCAGUGCUUGACAGAAAACAACCAAGGGUAUUUGUUGGCCUGUAUUGCAGAAAGUGGGUAUUGCAUGUGGUUUGAAUUCUUUUUCAUUGGCUUAGGGCAGAUUCUCAUGCAAAAAUUCCCAGAUAAGUUAGAGGAGAAAAAAGUUUAAUGAUUCUAAUAUAUAUCAGUCAGGAUCCAGUCUGAAAAACAGAAACCAUUCUAGGUGUUUCAGUAGAGGGAAUUUAAUACAGGAAAUUGACUUAUGUAGAUGAUAAAAGAGAAGCCAGAUAGCUGGAAGCCACACCUUAGGCUAUGAGGAUAAUGGGAAGAGGUGUGGUUUCCUGAGUCCAGAAGCUGGGAUCAUCCACAGGAGGUGGAACCAUGGUGGGCACUGCUUGGUGGGAGCCAAGACCACCCAAGAACUGUGGAAAAUGGAGCCAUGGGAAGGAUAAAGCCACUGCCUGAGACGGAGACAAGGCCUUGCCUCUCCUACUCUAGAGUCUUCCAUCACCUUACCACUUUAGUCCUACCUGGAAGCCAGAUGGCAAGGGUCCUAAGAAGUGUGAUUUCCUGAGACGCAGAGCAGAGCAAGGGAUAGUGAGGUAGGGGAUGAGCAAGAAGUGGAUGUAAGCCUGGCCCAUAAUGCGAACAUAAGUAAUCACAUUCCCUGAUGUUCAACAGUUCACCCAUUCAUUCAUUUAUUCAUUGAGCUGUCAGAUAAUCUACAGAUAUAUAAAACAAUCUGUUUUAGCUUUACGUGUAAAAUAAUCUGUUAUACCUUUAAAAUGUAUCUGGAAGUGUUUAGAUUAUUCCAAUUUUUUGUUACCUCUAAUUCUGUAAGAGGGGAAGAGUUUAUGGGAAAGAUUUUUGGCACUUCGUUUUCAAGGUAGUGUUACCUUUCGAAUUCUUAAUUAAUUAUUAUUUUUUUUCUGCCUAGUAACUGGUUAACAAACAAAUGUUCUUCUUUAUUGAUGAAAAUGUGGUGCUUAAUUCCUAACUAGCUUGGUGUACUUUUCUUUUAUUUUUUAUUUUUUUAUUUUUUAUUUUUUAUUUUUUUAUUUUUUGGUGUACUUUUCUUUUGAAGUUAUUUGUGGCACUGGGGAAAUGAUAAAACAGGAUAAGAACUAACCCUACUGACUUGGUCUCCACACAAAAUAUAAUGCAUAAUUUCUUUUGAAUCCGGAACACUAAUAAAAUAACUAAAUAAUCACUUGUGAAGCUGAGACUCUUCACAUAAAGGGUUAAUCAUCAUAUAAAGCUGUUUGUAAUGAGCUGCCAUGUAUUAAUUUGACAACAAAAUCAGAUGGUGUAAAAGUAUCUUCUUUCAAAUAAAAACCUAACUUAGGGCUAGUUUAUUAGACUUGUCCCUGGUUUCCUGCCAUCUAAAAUACACCAAAUGUUGAAAAUUUAAGUGGAGAUCAAGAAUCAACAAGCAUCUACCUACUGUUCCCAGAAUUCACAGUCUGUUCUUUGGAAAGUG
Molecule: messenger RNA, 2983 nt
Organism: Cynocephalus volans (Philippine flying lemur)
Lineage: Eukaryota; Metazoa; Chordata; Mammalia; Dermoptera; Cynocephalidae
Gene: CASP7
Product: caspase 7
Exons: 7
Coding region: 232-1140 (302 amino acids)
Biological process (GO): positive regulation of neuron apoptotic process; execution phase of apoptosis; proteolysis
Cellular component (GO): cytoplasm
Source: RefSeq, a predicted model, not a curated record